AUGUCCAAUCUACGAAGUAUCGUCGUGUCUGGCGCCAACCAAGGUCUGGGGUACCAUACGGUCCACCAGCUGGCGUCAACACCGAAUGUUCUGGUGUUCUUAGGCUCUCGGAAACUUGUUGCUGGGAAAGAGGCUAUCGAGAAGUUUUCGGCAGGAAUACAUCCUGGAUCCGUUGUCUUACCUAUCCAGCUGGACAUCACGGAUGCCAACUCGAUUAGCACUGCGCGGGAUGUGAUUGCACAAGAGCUCAAGAAACGCAACCUGGCUGGCCUCGAUGUGCUCAUCAACAACGCGGGUAUACUCACGCCCAACUUCGAAGAGGUCUACGCGGUCAACGUGUUUGGUACCGUCAACCUGACAGCCGCUCUGCGUCCGCUCAUGAACAAAAACGGAAGCAUUCUCAACAUUUCUUCCGAACUCGGCUCGCUAGCAGGCCACACCAAACGGCCCGUGCCGCCGCAGUUCCCCGCCUACAACUCGAGCAAAGCCGCGCUGAACCAGCUGACGCUGGCCUGGGCUAUCGAGGAGGAGCAGAAAGGGAGCGGCGUGCGCGUCGUCUCAAUUUGCCCAGGUUAUAACACCACUAAUAUCACUGGGUAUGCCGGAGAUUUGCAUCCUUCUGAGGGAUGCAAGAUUAUAGUGAGAACUGCACUCGAGCAGACCGGAACAACGGGCGUGUUCUUCAAGGCCUCCGGACCUAUCGAGUGGUAA
Messenger RNA from Mycena indigotica, 711 nucleotides. Its product is annotated as Short-chain dehydrogenase/reductase family protein. The record is from RefSeq and is a predicted model, not a curated record. The transcript has 5 exons. Lineage: Eukaryota; Fungi; Basidiomycota; Agaricomycetes; Agaricales; Mycenaceae. Bases 1 to 711 code for a protein of 236 amino acids.